AUGAGUAAACAAUAUAAAGACAUUCGAGCAAAUUUUGUAUUUGAUGUAGCUCCAAAAAGUACUCAUCAAUCAAAUGAUGAAAUGCCAAUUGUAAUUAAGUAAUCAGACCCAAUAAAAAUUGAUAAGCAGUAAUAAGAUGUGCAAGAAAUCAAUUAAUAAAGAUAAUAAAAUUUUGAUGAAGAGAAGUUGAAAUCGUAUUAGAAAAUGUAUGAGAUGUGCCAACAAUUAUAUAAUGACAAGGCUUAACUUAUAGAUGCAGUUGAUUAAUAAUAGAAAUAAAUAUUAGAACUGGAAAGACAAAUUAAUGAAUUUGAGAAUUUGUAAGCAAAUUAUGAGAAGGAAUAGAUGUAAUUAAAGGAGGAAUAAUUAUAAUAUGUUCAGGAGAUUGAAACAUUGACUUGUCAGUUAUAAGUUGUGAUGGCUUAAAAAUAAGAUAUAAAUCAGAUGUAGAACAAUUACGAUGAAUUGUAUGACUAAUUGAUGAAUUUUUUAUAUUAAGAGAACCUUUAGGAGUUGAUAAAUGACUAGGAUAAAAGUAAUAAAAAGAUGAUUGUAUAGUUUUUAGUAGAAUAUUUAAUAAACUAAUAUGUCUAAAAAAAAAAUCAGGAAGAAAAAUUCUAGAUUCACAUUUAGGAUAAUAUUUAAAUAAUUUAUGAUUUAUAAAGUAAAAUUUAAGAUCUAACUUGUAAUCCUUACAGGAUCACCACUCCUAAGAGUGUGUUGAGUGACACUUUAAAAUAGAGCAAAUUGAGCAGCAGUGCAAGCCAUUUUCAUAAGACCAAUAGUGUUAAUGCUAACGACAAGGAAGAACUGCAAUCGAAGAUUGAUUCUUUAAAGCGUCAAGGGAAACAAAUAAAUAAAAAAUGGUAAGAGUUUUGUGAAAAUAUAUUAAGAGAAAGGAAUGAUGUUAUAAAAUAUCAUAAAAAAUAAAUUGAAUCUAUUGCUGAGUAGAAUCUAGAGUUAAAGAAAACUAUCUCUGAAAUCAUACAAUAUUUGGGAUAGAGCUAACAAGAUUUGUGGAUCUAAAUGUUGGAUAUUAAACAAAAAAUACAUUUGAAAGUCAUUGAUUUGAGUAGAAGUGACAAUGUCAAUUAAUUGUUAGUCGAGGCAGAACUUAAACAAUUGUUCUCUAUAUAGGCACAAUUGAGAAGUCAAUUAAAUCGUAAUCGACCAUUAAGAAAAGAUUUAUAAUGA
Molecule: messenger RNA, 1194 nt
Organism: Paramecium tetraurelia
Lineage: Eukaryota; Ciliophora; Oligohymenophorea; Peniculida; Parameciidae
Exons: 4
Source: RefSeq, a predicted model, not a curated record